Messenger RNA from Cannabis sativa, 1447 nucleotides. RefSeq names its product probable prolyl 4-hydroxylase 10. Gene Ontology annotation, cellular component: endoplasmic reticulum. Gene Ontology annotation, biological process: peptidyl-proline hydroxylation to 4-hydroxy-L-proline. Bases 313 to 1185 code for a protein of 290 amino acids. NCBI's taxonomy places the organism in Eukaryota, Viridiplantae, Streptophyta, Magnoliopsida, Rosales, Cannabaceae. The record is from RefSeq and is a predicted model, not a curated record. The transcript has 8 exons. Gene Ontology annotation, molecular function: iron ion binding; procollagen-proline 4-dioxygenase activity; L-ascorbic acid binding.
UAGAAAAAGAAAAAAGAAAAAGUGAAAGAGUCGUCGUCGCGUACGACAGUACUCAGCAAUUCCAAAUCCGAUUUUAUUGAACUUCAUAUUCUCUCUCUCUCUCUCUCUUCCUCAUCACCUUUCUGAUCAUCAUCGUGAUUUUCUAGAGAGAGAAAGUCUUCACAUUGUCAAAAUAGUGACCAAAGCGCGUACUUGUUACUUGCUCUCAAUCUCAAUCUCAAUCUCCUCCAGAUCUUGAUCAAAAACAGCUUCAAUACUUCCAAUUCUAGAUCGAUCCCAUUGCUAGGGUUCCCAAUUCCAUCUUAUCUCCCAAUGGCGAAGCCAAGGCACUAUCGUUUACCUUCUCGGAAAUCCUCUUCCUCCUCGACCACCCUCAUCUUCACUAUGCUCGUUAUGUUCAGCUUUGUCGUUCUCAUUCUCGUCGCCCUUGGAAUCCUCUCCGUUCCCAGCUCCUCCGGUGACUCCCCCAUGGCUAAUGAUCUUACCUCCAUUGUACACAAGACUGCAGAUAGGAAAACGGACGAUGAUGGCAACAGCGAAAGGUGGGUUGAGGUCAUUUCAUGGGAGCCCAGAGCGUUCGUUUAUCAUAAUUUCUUGACCAAGGAGGAAUGUGAAUAUCUAAUCAAUCUUGCCAAGCCGAACAUGAAAAAAUCGACUGUUGUUGAUAGUGAAACUGGAAAGAGCAGAGAUAGCAGGGUACGAACAAGCUCUGGCACAUUCCUGGCCAGAGGACGUGAUAAAACUAUUAGGACUAUUGAGAAAAGAAUUGCUGAUUUCACCUUUAUCCCCGUAGAACAUGGGGAAGGACUUCAAAUUCUACACUAUGAAGUUGGACAGAAAUACGAGCCUCACUACGACUACUUUCUUGAUGAUUUUAACACUGUAAAUGGAGGUCAGCGUAUGGCCACACUUCUUAUGUACCUCACAGAUGUCGAAGAAGGGGGUGAAACAGUGUUCCCUGCUGCAAAAGGGAAUUUUAGUUCUGUACCUUGGUGGAACGAACUAUCUGAUUGUGGAAAAAAGGGACUUUCUGUUAAACCUAAGAUGGGUGAUGCAUUGCUUUUCUGGAGUAUGAAGCCUGAUGCCACGCUAGAUCCAUCCAGUUUACAUGGUGGAUGCCCCGUAAUUAAGGGAAAUAAGUGGUCAAGUACUAAAUGGAUGCGUGUCAGCGAAUACAAAGCUUGAACCAGUAAAAAGGUGUAUACAAGUGGCCAUCUGUUACUUUAUCAAAGUCUCGAGCCAAUAGCCACAUUGCCAUUCAGCUUCAUAUUCUUAUUUAUUUGUAGGCUAGCACGCACCUUGUCCUUGAAGCUUCAUAUAUUAGAAUUCAGUGUAUACUGUUUUGCUCUGCUAACUUAAAUUUUUUGUUUCCAGUUUCUUUUUCUUCAUAUUGUUACAAGCACAAACCCUUUACAAAAAUAAAAUUUGAUACACAUCUUUUGCGCGA